Molecule: messenger RNA, 4020 nt
Organism: Porites evermanni
Lineage: Eukaryota; Metazoa; Cnidaria; Anthozoa; Scleractinia; Poritidae
Source: the annotation of a GenBank genome assembly
GGGUGGAGACUUGACACGAAGAAUCUUCGGACGUGUUCGAGUACACUCGUCUAAACCCGGUGGACAAAAUGUGUACUCAUACAUAAAGUAGUCUGCUGCCUCUGUCUCCAUUUUCAACAUGGCGGACGAGUGAUUUGACUGUUUUUGUUUACAAUAGAGCAGUAAAUAAGAAGUUGUACUGCAAAAUAUGAGCGCAAAUGAAAAGAAUCAGAUGCAAGAACAGGUUUCAGGUGUAAUUAACAGCUUUUUGAAAAAGAGAAAGUACACAGAGGGUGUAAGUUCAUUGAAGGAUUUCACAGCAGAACAGAAGGUGGAAGACAUGGCAUUCAAGACGACAGUUUCUAACGAAACUGGAAUCACCGAUGUCUUUUCUUUUGCCAUUAACAGCUGCGAACCAGCCAUCCUAGACGAGCAGUACUCCAGCUUAAAGUCAUUUAUUAUAGGAACAAACCAGGCGUAUAGACAAGAGCUCUCUAAGUUUUUAUUUCCAAUGUUUGCAAACAUUUAUCUGGAUAUAGUUGCAAAAGGUCAAGCAAUUCCCGCGCAAACAUUUUUUUCAAAGCACAGUGGUGAAUUUUCAAUCGAGCACAAAGAGGAAAUACAGCAUUUGCAAGUAAUCACUGAUUUGGAACGUGUGAAAUCCAGUGAUGUUGCUAGCAAUUUUAGACGCAGUAAAUUUGUUGUUAAACUGAGCAAUAAGGUCUUCACUUACUUUCUCCAGUAUCUCAGGAGUGGAGAUCACGUGCUGCUGCUUCAUUUACUGAAUAAACAUUUUAGCCUUGAAAUCACUCAUAGCAAACCAGGACAAAAGCAAAAUGGUGAUGAAAUAGAAAAUAAUGCUGGUGAGAACAAUGUAUCAAGUCACCGUGCUACAAGAACAGUAAAGCAAACAAAGUCCAUGACAGAUAAAGAGAAUGAAAACUUGGUGACUUUGAGAGAAAGCAUUGGACGUAUUAGGAGUGGACCUGCAUGUUUACCGUCGAUUUGUUUUUACACAUUUGUAAAUGCAUCUCAAGGGUAGGGAGAUAACAUGCUUUGAGUUCUGGUAUUAAUUUGUAUUGUCUAAAGGAAAGUUUCAGUUUUGUUACUUUAAUUAAGCACUGUGAAUUAUGCAUUUUCUCUUUCACAGAGACACGUUUUGACUCAGAAAUUUCUUACCAUUUUUCUGCCUAAGCCAAGUCCUAUAGCCUGUGUGAUGUUUGAGAUAUGCAGUGGUGGAUCCCGGGGGGAGGGUCCAGGGGGUCUGGACCCCCCUCCCUGAUCAGACCUGACGCUUGUUUGAGACUGAAAUUCUUACAUCGACAGGAUCAUAUAUUACUUUUAACUGGCUGAAAUGCGCAAUGCAUAUUGCCACUAAACUUAGUUCAAGGGAUAUAAAAAAUGUAAUUGUUUUUGGGUACCCUUCUAUGAUCUGUUCACUUCUGAUCGCAAAGCAGUAUUUCCCGCACCACAGAUUGAGAAACAAGUGGUCGUCUCUGAGAAGUAAUUUGCCACUAAAAAGUUCAACAGUCCCUUCUGCACCAAAGUUUGGACCUCCUCAAUGAAAAAUUCCUGGAUCUGCCCCCGAUGUGACCCCUCCAUACCUUUUGUUUUCAAGUUUUGAUGCAUCAACACUGCUGAAAGGAGUACCUUAACAUGAAUAGGAAGCAAGUUGUCCCCCUCCCCCCCACCAGACAAUCAUCUGUAGACUGUCUUCGUUCUCUUUUAACAAGUAACUCUCAAACUUGCCAAUUUAGUAUUUUUAGGCUCUAUCUUAGCAGUGCCAAUGGAUUUUCACUUACUGACCCAAGUCAAAAGUUGAAAAAAAUUGGAAGGGUGUUUUUGAGGUCUGGUUGCAUUGCUUGAGAAGGAGCCCAUAGCAGAGUUUUUUUCGUUCCUGAUAUAGAGGAGUCUAAUGCAUUGACAGUCAAACAGAUAUGAGAAAAGACCAACUCUGGGUGUCCAGUGUGGUGGUGUCCAUCUUACUGACAGCGUGCUUUUGUUUUCUUAUUCUUAAGACUGAGUUCUGCUGCAGUAUCUAAGGAUGCUGGACUCAUUUGCGGUGGUUUUGAAGAUUCCUCUAUCAUGCUCUGGAGCCUUACUCCUAAGAAGCUUGUCCAUCCCAAGAGAAAACCUGACAUCUCUAAAAUACAGCUAUCCUCAGGUAUCUAAUGAAUGGAUUGAAGAAGCAAUGACUGUCUACAAUUUUCAAUAGCUUGAGGAUAGCUUACAAUAAAUAUUUUGUUUUUUUUAGAUUACUGAUCAUCCAUUCAUGUACAAUUUUUUAAAGCUUAUCUAGUAAAUUCUCUAUUAUUUUCUGAGUUUAAUUUUUCACAUUUUCCUUCUCAGGUUAAGCAAUAUUUUGUAGGAAAAGGAAAUCUAAAACUUUCAGACUGGAAAAUAUGAGGGAGAGAGGAGUAAAAAAAUGAAUGUAUUCUCACCUUCAUAGAGCCUUAAAUUACAUGUGAAAUUAUUUUUCAGGAAAAUUAAACUGAAGCCCUUGUUAUUUUGAAAAGACUCAAGUUGCCCUAGAAUGACUGAACAGCUACAAAUUUUAUAGAGCUGCAGUCCCAGGGGGGUACUUCCUGGUAACAGGCUAAUGGGGAUGUGCCGCUAGAUGGGAUCGCAUACUGUAUUUCUUCGAUUAACUGCCCUGGGCGCUUAUUAAAUUUUUGGACCUUGAGAGUGGGCAGGUGGGCGCUUAUUCGAGGCUGGGCGCUUAUUAAUUUUUCACCACUUUCAGCAAGUGAGGCAUGUUUAUUUUGCAACAAAACAAUAAAUGCUAAUAACAAAACACGAAGAAGUAACAAUGCAAGGUUUCUGUAAAAUACUCUGAAGAAAAUCCAUCCUCGGGGAAGUCUCUUAUUAGAAUUUAUUCACUUAAGUGGGUGGGGUGGGGGUGAGCGCUUAUUUGAGUUUGAUUGGGAGGAGAAGGGGGUGGGCGCUUCUUCGAGGCUGGGCGCUUAUUAACUUUUUCUGCCUUGAGGAUGGGUGCUUAUUCGAGUUGGGUGCUAAUUCGAGGUUGGGUGCUUAUUCGAAUAAAUACGGUAUCGAAGGCUCGAUUGACUAUAAUGGGGUUGCAUUUUCAUUAGAGUUACUAGAAUGGGAUCGCACAUUUUUGGGAUUUGGGGGAUGGGAAAAUUCAGGUAGGUGAGAAUUUAAAAAUGGGAAGAUUUUUUGUUGUUUAACCAAUGUGUCAAGUCAUUUCCGGAUGACCUAGUUAAAAGGCUUUAUAAGGUAGAUGCAUAAACAGAAAGUUACUAAGUUGAGAUCGCAAAAAUUACAUUUUCCCGAAAGUCACUAAGAUGGGGUUUAUAUUUGCUCACAGAAUAGACUAUAAUGGGGUUGGGGUUCUGAGAGGCCAGCAGCACAUACCCAGCAAAAAAUUAACCCAACUAACCCCCGGGGCUGCAGUACAAUGUAAAGGCUUUAGGGAUCGUUUGAAGGGGCAGCACAAACAUGGUGGACGGCAGUAAGCCACCUGUUGUAGAUGUUCUUAGGGUUUUUCUUUUGCAAGACAUACCUGGUGUAACAGAGUCUUUAGGAAUUCUGUAAGUGAAAAUUAGUUGCAUUUGUGAAACUAUUAAUGCCUUUUUGAACAUAGCACUUGUUUGUUGACCUUCAUGUUGUCUCUCCAUAUGAUCCAAGAAGCUUUUCACUCAUUUAGAAUAUGGCAGCAUCUCUUAUUGAGUCUGGGUUGCUUGUGAUUCCACUGAUGUGUUAAAAUGGGACUCCAAUAAAUGUGAUUAAGUGAAAAACUACCUUACGGAAACAACCUUUAACAAAGCUGCAACCAUAGUCACAGAUGUUUUGCAUCUGGUACUCUGAAGAAACUUUAAGACCAAGCAAUUUUCAUGUUAGCCAGUGAUGUAAUAAUGUGCUUAUUUUUUUCUUCUUUUAGACCUGGUUUCAGUAUCAUCUAAACUGGAAACAGUCUCUAGUGAGUGUGUUUCUCUUCAAGGUCACUGUGGCUCAGUUUACAGCACACAAUUUUCACCGGACAGCUCAAUUUUACUCUCAGCAUCAGAGGAUACUUCAGGU